AUGGCAACCUUCAAAACUGCUGUCGAUAAACUGAAAGAGCUCUCAGGUACCCUCGUUUCUAGUGUCAACGUUUAGUUUAGCGUUUGUUUUCCAUCGCAAAUUUCAGUAGGACUUAGUGAAGAGGAACUUGAAGAGUUGAAAGAAAUUCGCCAACAAACCAGAACGAUCGCCGAGAUCUUCGGCGUGUUCGGAGUGCACGACAAGAAAAGAUGGAAGGAGGUGAAGGAGCGAUAUCGGAAAGAGAAAGAGGCGCCGCGGAAGAAGCUUCUCGCGAUGCCGUUCAUUGACAAGUGCAAACUCUUUGAAACUAAACUUCCGAACGCGGCGAGCAACGAUAAGCGAAAUUCUUCUCGGCUCCUACUCAAUCACAUCAGUCGCCAUAAGGUUUGCCUCCCGAAAAAGUGUGUGCUUAAAGAAUCCAUUUUAAGGAAUUGUACAUGCCGGAGACCAAGUACUUGACAACUGUGAGCACUGGCCAAGAAGGUCGGGCGAUCACUUCCCAUUCUUGGACGUCUUCCGAUUCCAGCGAGAGUUUAGACGCGCUCGGUGCGGGCGCGGAUACUUUGUCGAAGAUGGCCUACUCGAACACGACCCAGUCGGAAUCGGAGACGACCAUCUUCGACGAGGGCUCCACUCCGGUCAUCUACAAUCCAGAGCUGGCGACUCCGUUGCACACUUGCAUUGAGUAG
Molecule: messenger RNA, 689 nt
Organism: Caenorhabditis sp. 36 PRJEB53466
Lineage: Eukaryota; Metazoa; Nematoda; Chromadorea; Rhabditida; Rhabditidae
Source: the annotation of a GenBank genome assembly